Molecule: messenger RNA, 1503 nt
Organism: Prorocentrum cordatum
Lineage: Eukaryota; Dinophyceae; Prorocentrales; Prorocentraceae
Source: the annotation of a GenBank genome assembly
CGCUGUCCAGGAGGGGUGCCGAUUCAAAUGUCGGCGGUCGGUGCGAUGGUGCAGACGAAGGGGAAGGGGGACUCAACCGCCCUCGUCAGCAAGGUAGUGCGGAUGAGGUCGAAGGGGCGGGGGGACGCUGUUGCCCUCCUCAGCACGGAUCCGUUAGAGUCGGCUGCCAAGGCGGGAGCGCAGAACGAGUGGCCGUUGUGGCGGCUGAGCUUCGUCGCGCUUCCGUGCAUGUCGAUCACGGUCGUGUGGUCGGUCAUCAUGCCGUGCAGCGCCCCCUACCUGGUGGAGCUCGGGAUGAGCCCCGCAUCGGCCACCCUCAAUAACGUGGCGGGCCCGAUCUGCGGUUUCUUCACCUGCCCGCUGGUGGGCGCGCUGUCCGACUCGUCGACCUCGGCCUACGGGCGAAGGAGGCCCAUCAUCGUGGCCGCGCUCGGCGCCUUGUGGGUGUCCGGGCUCCUCUUCGCCUCCAGCGCGGCGUUGCUGCCCGCCGGCGCGGCCGCCGGCUUUGCGGCCUGCAUGCUGUGGCUGAUCGACAUCGCGCUCAACGCGCUGCAGACGCCCAUGAGGGUGCUGGUGGCGGACCUCGCGUCGAGCGGUCAGCAGGUGCAGGUGCAGGUGCUGGUCGCCUGCUUCCAGGCGGUCGGCUUCCUGGUCGGCUUCUCUAUCAUGAAGGUCUACGGCGGCGACGGCGGCCUCUCGGAGCACAUGCUCGAGACGCGGCCGGCGGGGGACGGCGCCGCCAGGCAGUCCAGCCCCGUGUCGGACGUGCUUCAGGCAGUGCGGGGGAGCUCCACGCUGCUGCGGCACCUGGCCGGCGUGCACUGCCUGGUGUUCGUCGGAGCGACGGUGUGGCUCUCGUACUCCGUGCAGUGGUUCGGCCUCUGCGUGUUCGCGGGCGAUCCCGCCGCACCCCCGGGCUCCGCGGCCCAUCGCUCGUACGCCUCGGGCCAGGAGGCGUUCGCGUACGGGGGGCAGUGCGGGUCGCUGCUGAAGCUGCUCAUGUCCCUGCUCCUCGUCGUCGCCCUCCACCGGACCACGCUGCCCCCCAAGGGCGCCUACGCCGCCUGCAUCUUCGUCGGGGCGGGCACCAGCUACGCGGCCGCAUUCUUCGUGAAGCACAACGCCACCUUCGCGACGGCCUGCAUGGCGCUGUCGGUGCUGCCCUGCGUCGGCGCGCAGGGCAUUCCUUGGGGCCUCAUCGCCGCCAGCAACAAGGCCGCCGAGGAGCAGGGGCUCCCCGUCAGCACCGCGCUGCAGAUGGCCCUGCUGAACUGCGGCCUCGUGGUCGGCCAGCAGCUCACCCACCUGACGCUCGCGGCGCUGGAGAGCUUCGUGGCGCCCACGCUGGCGCUCCCCGCCAUGCUGGCCACCGGCGCGGUGGCGCUGACCACGGCGGGCGCCGGCGCGCUCCUGCUCCCGAGCGGCGCCGAGGAGUGCGGGCGCGCUGGGCGCGCGCGCGCCGAGGAGUGCGCCGACGUGGAGCGCCACGGCGCCGACCUCUGA